This is a messenger RNA of Geodia barretti, 2475 nucleotides long. The record is from the annotation of a GenBank genome assembly. NCBI's taxonomy places the organism in Eukaryota, Metazoa, Porifera, Demospongiae, Tetractinellida, Geodiidae.
AUGGGCAGCAGAUUCGAGAAGUUCUCAGAACGGGCACGGCGGGUUUUGUCGCUGGCCCAGGAAGAGGCGCAACGGUUCAACCACAACUAUAUCGGGACUGAGCACAUCCUGCUUGGGCUUGUACGGGAGACCGAGGGCGUAGCCGCUCGAGUGCUGUCCGGCCUGAGCGUCGAUCUAACCAAGGUACGCUCGGCCGUAGAGUUCAUCAUCGGACGCGGAGAGCGCCCGGCACAGGGCGAGAUCGGUCUUACCCCCAGGGCCAAGAAGGUCGUGGAGUUGGCCGUUGACGAAGCCCGACGGAUGAACCACACCUAUAUCGGUACGGAGCACUUGUUAAUCGGCCUUUUGCGGGAAGGGGAAGGCGUCGCCGCUGGCGUGUUAGAAAGCCUGGGCGUCAACCUUGAGAAGGUCCGCGCCGAGACACACCGUAUCCUCAGCAACUCCGGCACCGGGAGUUCCACCAGCAGGAGUUCGACCACCCGUACUCCCACGCUGGACCAGUUGGGCGUUGAUUUGACUAACGCCGCCCUGGGCGGGAAGUUGGAUCCGGUUAUCGGGCGCGACACUGAAAUUGAACGCGUGACCCAGAUCCUGAGCCGCCGGACCAAGAACAACCCGGUCUUGGUGGGAGAGCCCGGCGUGGGCAAGACCGCCAUCGUGGAAGCGAUGGCCCAGCAAAUCUCCUCUGGCGACGUGCCGGAUACCCUGCAGGGCAAGCGUCUGGUCACGCUGGACAUGGGCGCCCUCGUAGCGGGCACCAAGUACCGAGGCGAGUUUGAAGAGCGGUUGAAGAAGGUCAUUGAAGAGAUCAAGACCUCCGGCAACUGCGUCCUGUUCAUUGACGAAAUUCACACCUUGGUGGGGGCCGGCGCCGCCGAAGGUGCGGUGGACGCGUCCAACAUCCUGAAGCCUUCCCUCGCUCGCGGUGAGAUCCAAUGCAUUGGCGCAACCACGCUGGACGACUACCGUAAGUACGUCGAGCGGGACCCGGCUCUUGAACGACGCCUGCAACCGGUGCGCGUCGAGGAACCGGACGCCGAGAUGACGGUGGACAUACUUCGUGGGGUGAAGAGCCAGUACGAGGACCACCACAACGUCGACAUCACCGAAGACGCGGUGCGGGCAGCGGCCACUCUGUCGACCCGGUACAUCCCCGACCGCUUCCUGCCAGACAAGGCUAUUGACCUGCUGGACGAAGCGGGGUCGCGGGUACGCCUGCGCGGCAGCCAUGCUCCGCAGGAAGUCAAGGACGCGAUGGAAGUCCUGGAUCGGGUCCGCAAAGAGAAGGACGACGCCAUCGCCUCGCAGCAGUACGAAGUCGCCGCCGAGUUGCGCGACCGCGAGCUCCACCUAUCCGAGAACGUGGGCGACAUGGAACGCGAGUGGAAAGCGGACCGGAGCAAGGAACGCACGCAGGUUACCGAGGAGGACAUCGCCGAGGUAGUCAGCAUGUGGACGGGCAUCCCGGUGACACGGCUGGCCCAGGAAGAAACCGACCGGUUGCUCCGGAUGGAAGAGGAACUGCACAAGCGGAUCAUCGGCCAGGACGAAGCCAUCGUGGGCAUCUCCAAGGCGGUGCGCCGUGCCCGGGCUGGUCUCAAGGAUCCGCGCCAUCCCAUUGGCGUGUUCCUGUUCCUCGGACCCACAGGUGUCGGGAAAACCGAGCUGGUACGCGCGAUGGCGGAAUUCAUGUUCGGGCACGAGGACAACAUGAUCCGGCUGGACAUGUCAGAAUUCCAGGAGCGGCACACCACAGCACGUCUGAUCGGCGCACCUCCGGGCUAUGUCGGCUAUGACGAGGGUGGGCAGCUCACCGAAGGCGUUCGUAAGAAGAAUUACUGCGCGAUCCUGCUGGACGAGAUCGAAAAGGCGCACCCGGAGAUUUUCAACAUCCUGCUCCAGAUCUUCGACGCCGGCCAGUUGACGGACGCCCGCGGUCGCCGCGUGGACUUCCGUAACUCGAUCAUCGUGAUGACCAGCAACUUGGGCUCCGACCUAAUCAAACGGGACACGUCACUGGGGUUCGCCACCAAAGCCGAUCAGGCGCAGUCGGACCACCAAGCGUACGAGCGGAUGAAAGACAAGGUGAUGGACGAAGUAAAGCGCUUCUUCCGCCCUGAGUUCCUGAACCGGUUGGACGCCACCAUAGUGUUCCACGCCCUCAGCAGGGAGGAAAUCCACCUGAUCGUGGACCUGAUGAUGAACAUGGUUCGCGACGAGCUGAAGGAACGGGAAAUCAGUGUCGAGCUCACCGAACCGGUACGGGAGUACCUGGGCGAAAACGGCUUCGAUCCGGUGCUGGGUGCACGACCGUUGCGCCGCCUGAUCCAGAACGAGGUCGAAGACCGGUUGUCUGAUGAAUUGCUCGGAGGCAAAUUCGAGCCAGGGGACACGGCGAUCGUCGACAUGGAUGAAGACGGCAAGGUCUGUAUCAAGGUGCGGAAGGCGGAAACAGCCGCCUUGCCCGUGGCCUGA